Gavialis gangeticus (Gharial) is the source of this 5662-nucleotide messenger RNA. RefSeq names its product SLIT and NTRK like family member 4 (gene SLITRK4). Gene Ontology annotation, molecular function: protein binding. The coding region runs from base 211 to 2724 and encodes 837 amino acids. The transcript is spliced from 2 exons. Lineage: Eukaryota; Metazoa; Chordata; Crocodylia; Gavialidae. Gene Ontology annotation, biological process: positive regulation of synapse assembly; regulation of presynapse assembly; axonogenesis. The record is from RefSeq and is a predicted model, not a curated record. Gene Ontology annotation, cellular component: membrane; glutamatergic synapse.
CCCCAGGCCGGGCAGCCCCGACGCCCCUCGCAGCACAGGCAGGUAGGGGGGCUUGGAAGGACACCCGGACCCUGCUCGGGGCGGCUGGAGCCGGCAGCACCGGGGGGCUCCGGGGCGCUGCCUCCUGAUGCGCAGGGGUGGGGGCGUCCCUUGGAGAAAGAUUCCCUCUCUUUGUUCAGGAGCGUAAGGUUGCUUGCUGAGCACAAGAAGAUGUUUCUGUGGCUCUUUCUGCUUUUGUCGUCCCCAGCUGCUUCUACAAAUGCAGAUGCCGACACCUCCGUGGAAAUUUGCAACGUGUGCUCCUGCGUUUCGGUCGAGAACGUGCUGUAUGUCAACUGCGAGAAGGUUGCAGUCUACAGACCAAAUCAGCUGAAACCCCCUUGGUCUAAUUUUUACCACCUCAAUUUUCAGAACAACCUGCUCAUUAUUCUGUAUCCAAAUACAUUUCUUAAUUUCACCCAUGCGGUGUCCCUGCAACUGGGUAACAAUAAAUUGCAGAACAUCGAGGGAGGAGCCUUCCUGGGUCUCAGCGCACUAAAACAGUUGCACUUGAACAACAAUGAAUUAAAGAUUCUCCGAGCUGACACUUUCCUUGGCAUCGAGAACUUGGAGUAUCUCCAAGCUGACUACAAUUUAAUCAAGUAUAUUGAACGGGGAGCCUUCAAUAAGCUUCACAAGCUGAAAGUCCUCAUCCUUAAUGACAAUCUGAUUUCAUUCCUCCCUGAUAAUAUUUUUCGAUUUGCUUCUUUAACCCAUCUGGAUAUACGAGGGAAUCGAAUACAGAAGCUUCCCUACAUUGGCGUUCUGGAGCACAUUGGGCGAGUGGUCGAAUUGCAGCUGGAAGAUAACCCUUGGAAUUGUACCUGCGAUCUCUUGCCUUUGAAGGCAUGGCUGGAGAACAUGCCCUAUAACAUCUAUAUUGGGGAAGCUAUCUGUGAAACUCCCAGCGAUUUGUAUGGACGGCUUUUGAAAGAAACCAAUAAGCAAGAGUUAUGUUCCAUGGGAACGGGGAGCGAUUUUGACGUGCGCAUCCUGCCUCCUUCCCAGCUGGAGCCUGGGUACAGCGCACCUAAUGGCCACACCACGCAAACAUCAAUGCACCGAUUAGUCACCAAGCCCCCGAAAACUACAAAUCCUUCCAAGAUCUCGGGAAUUGUAGCCGGCAAAGCGCUUUCCAACCGCAAUCUCAGUCAGAUCAUCUCUUAUCAGACCAGGGUUCCUCCUCUGACUCCUUGCCCCGUCCCGUGUGUUUGCAAAACACAUCCGUCUGAUUUGGGAUUAAGCGUCAAUUGCCAAGAAAGAAAUAUAGAAUCGAUGUCUGAACUGGUACCGAAACCUUUAAAUGCCAAGAAACUGCAUGUAAAUGGCAACUACAUUAAGGACGUGGACACCUCAGAUUUCAUUGAAUUCGAAGGGCUGGAUUUGCUACAUUUAGGCAGCAAUCGGAUUUCAGUAAUCAAAGGGGAGGUUUUCCGCAACCUUACAAAUUUAAGGAGAUUGUACCUUAAUGGCAAUCAGAUUGAGCGGUUGAGUCCCGAAAUAUUUGCUGGCCUCCACAAUUUGCAGUAUCUGUAUUUGGAAUACAAUGUUAUCAAAGAAAUUUUAGCAGGCACCUUUGACUUAAUGCCCAACUUGCAGUUACUCUACUUGAACAACAAUCUGCUGAGAAGUCUGCCAGCGUACAUUUUUGCUGGUGCUCCCCUUGCUAGACUGAAUCUAAGGAACAAUCAUUUCAUGUAUUUACCUGUAAGUGGCGUUCUUGAUCAGCUAAAAUCUCUUACACAAAUUGAUCUGGAAGGUAAUCCGUGGGACUGUACUUGUGAUUUAGUUGCUUUAAAACUCUGGCUGGAAAAGCUCAACGAAGGAAUUGUGGUGAAGGAAUUAAAAUGUGAAACGCCCGUUCAGUUUGCUAACAUUGAACUAAAGUCGCUCAAAAACGAGAUCUUGUGCCCUAAACUUUUAAACAAGCCGUCUGCGCUGUUCACGAGUCCUGCUCCUGCCCUCACUUUUACUACACCCCUGGCUCCAAUUCGGAGCCCUCCCGGUGGCCCCGUUCCAUUAUCCAUCCUGAUCUUAAGCAUAUUAGUCGUGCUCAUUCUAACGGUCUUCGUUGCUUUUUGCCUCCUCGUCUUUGUGCUUCGGCGCAACAAAAAACCAACCAUAAAGCACGAAGGCAUUGGGAACCAAGAGUGCAGUUCCAUGCAACUGCAGCUAAGAAAGCACGACCACAAGUCGAACAAAAAGGAUGGACUAUGUGCAGAGGCCUUCAUUCCUCAAACCAUUGAGCAGAUGAGCAAAAGUCACACCUGUGGCUUGAAAGACUCGGAAACAGGCUUCACGUUUGGUGAUCCCCAAGGGCAAAAAGUCAUUCUGAGAAACCUGAAUGACAAGGAAAAAGAUUUGUUGCAUGUGGAUACCAGGAAAAGACUUAGCACAAUUGAUGAGCUGGAUGAGUUGUUCCCUGGGAGGGAUUCCAAUGUGUUUAUUCAGAAUUUCCUUGAGAGUAAAAAAGAAUACAACAGCAUAGGAGUCAGUGGCUUUGAGAUCCGCUACCCUGAGAAACAACAAGACAAAAAAACCAAGAAAUCGCUAAUAGGUGGUAAUCAUAGUAAAAUUGUAGUAGAGCAAAGAAAGAGUGAAUAUUUUGAACUAAAAGCUAAACUUCAAGGUUCACCUGACUACCUACAAGUCCUUGAAGAACAAACAGCUUUGAAUAAAAUAUAGGUCAUGCAAUCUUAUUUCCUACAGAGGACAUUUAUUUAAUGAUGAAAGUGCCUUUUGUUGACUUUUAACUUCCAAAUACAAUAUAAUAUUGGUAGGCAUAGAGGCAGGUGUAUCCAAGGGUGUCUGAUUAACUGUAGCUGCAUCUGGUUUGUCAAGUAGAGGAGAAAGUCCUUAAUAGAUUUUACUACAUAAAGCUCGUGCCCUGUGGAAUCCUGUAGGGAUACUGCAAACUCUAUUGCCAAAGGGAUGCUUUAUAUACACAUUACACUGAAUUUAACCUCAAGAGGCAUAUAUGUUUUGUACCUUAAAUGCAAAACCUUCGUCUCCUUGUGAUUUGUUAGAGCAAACACAAGAAAACUGGUACCAGAGUUUGUACCUCAGCUGGGUCCUUCAUCUUGCACGUGGAUUAAGGUGGUGGAACUGGAGCAAUCCUUUGAUUUGUGGUGUUGUAAUGGCACUGUUUAAAGAUUAUCUGAAAAGUAAAAAGCAUGCAAAGAGAGAACAUUCGAUAGUAUGUGUAAAUUGGUUACAUUUAUGGCCUGCAUCUUGAAACCACUGGAUUUAUAAUGUUAAAUUGUGCAAAUAUUUGUUUAGAAUAUACCAUGCAUUACAUACCUAUGAAAUAAAUCUGACCACUUGAAGCAUACCUGUCUAUAUAUAAAAUUAAAAAAAAAAAAAAGAAAGAAAAAAGUUCCAACUGACGUCAACAGCAUUUGUGCGAUUUGAAGAAAACAUUUGACAUUUAUGCAGAAUCUAAUGUAUGACUCAAAUCCAAUUAAGACUAGAGGUCCUUCUCAGUUACAUGAAACACCUACAACCCCAAAAGGUUGUCCAAAAUUUUCAAAGUGCUUACUGUGUGAGCGUAGCAGAAAUUAUUUUUGUAAUAUAAUUCAUAUUUAUGAAAUACUUUGUAUACUAAAUAGGAAGAUAUGUACUCCUUAUUAUGUAUUUAAUAUGCCUGACUUGUUUUCCUGAUCACAGUGCAUUAAUCAUUCAAUAUAAAUUAAAACAGAACAAUAUACCAAACAGAAACUGGUGAUGAAAUGUAUAGCGUUAUCUGGAAUUACGUGAUCAGGUCUAAUGAUAAUAAUAAAAAUCGUUCUGUACUAUUCUUGUGAAAUUAGCAUAUUAUCUUAUUUCAGAUUUGUUACCAAUGGUGCAUUUUAAAAUAGAGUCAUUAGUUUUUUAGUAUUGUGUCUCAGGCAAUUAUUUGCCAUCAGUUGUCUUGCUUUUCAGGGUUCUACAGCUUAAUCUAAAUAGUUUUCACUACAAGUAUUUACAGGAGUUCAUGAGUAAGGGUAAUACUUUACGUGUAUAUGCAUCAAUUUUCCAUUCUUCUCUAUCUGGCGGCUGUCAGUCAGAUAAUCGGUCAGAACAGUAAACCAUAUGGCAAUUGUGUUUCUUACAGCCACAUUGUAAAAUGAAUAUAGUGAUCUUGGUUCAGUCCAGAGUACUUUGUAGUCUGUAUCUAUAAAGAGUAAAAAAAAUUGCCUUUGUGGAAGUUGAAUCCUGAGUUGUUAAAAAGCAAACUGGUCAGGAGAAUGGAAAAUAGACCUUUUUUAUUUUACUGAGAGAUGAUAACUUCAGGUCCAAAUGGGCAUAUUUUGGUAAAGCAUCAUACAGAAAAAUAAUGUUACUAGACUGAGCCAGAGUCCAGUGAAGUCCACAUGAAUUUCUCCGUUGACUUCAGUGAGCGUUGGCUCAGGUCUGCCAUCUAACUUGCCUCCAUAACCUUUUUUCCCCUCCACCUUUUCUAAUCAAUGCAUAAAUCAAUCAAGCUGUAAUAGGAAAUAAACAUUAAUGUUUUUCAUGGAUUUCAAGUGGCAGAUAUUACAGCAAGGCCCAGUAUCACCACUGUGGUUGAGGCUGUGUCAGCAUUUUCCAUGGUAAACCUCUAAUUUCAGGACUUUAUAACACUGCUGUAAAAUUUUAUUCUGGGAUGGUAUUUGGCAUAUAGCCUGGAGUAAUUUUUUUUAAAGAAAGUUUUAAAACACUCAGUGCUUCUUUACUUAAAGAGAAAGCAAAAAAAAAAAAUGUCUUUCACAUUCAGCAUCAUUUGUUUAUGCUCCUGUGAUUUCAAAUAGGUUUCUUUAUUAUUAUAGUAUUAUUAUUUUUCCCCUGAUUAGGAAUUUAAGAUUUUUUUUUUUAAACAAGCAAAUGGCCAGGUUGUUUAUCUUUGAAAAAGCUGCUACUAUCCAUGCACAAUAACUCAUUUCAUCCAAAAUGUCAUAGGGAUUUUCAGGAUCCGGUUAUUAUGCAGUCCUGGUAUAAAAGGUACCUAGCUGCCUGUUGACAUGAUACACUGUCUAGGGCUGUGAAGAAAGUGUUUUAGUUUAUUGUGUCAAGAGCCUGUGGAUUAAGGCAUCUUAAAGAUGCACUGACAUGAUAGAACAUAAUGGCUCCAUCAGCAAUCUGAGGAUAAUGGGUCAUUGUGACUCUGCCUCAGCUCAGUGCUACCCACCUUUGCGAAUGUGUCAAGGUUCACUGGGAUUUGUCAAGGCACAAGGCUUUUACACACACUUCACUGCAUCAUGUUCUCUCUCAGACCCUUCAGCUGAAAAGACCCGUCACAGCAUUCAUUUAUUAAAUAUGUACUUUAAUGCUUUUUAAGUCACGUUAAGGUCAGAUCUUUGUGGGUGACUUUGACCUGAGUUAAAUGAACGGUUGCGAAGGGUGAAUGCACCUUCUGACUGGGUUCAGGUUCCCCUGUUUUACAGGGGGUAACCUGUUCUCUGUAUAAGGGAGGAAGUACUGUACCAUCCUUAUCUUUUAAUUGUACUUUUAAACCCUGGGCUAGCGAUGCAUUUGAGCACAUGCUUAACUCUAAUCCCAUGCAGUCCUGGUAAUCAUGAGCUUAAAGUUUAGCCACUGCUGCUACUUAAGUGACUUAGACCCCUGCUACAUGUUAUACCCAUGUCUAUAGCUAUAUCUAUCUGUA